Molecule: messenger RNA, 858 nt
Organism: Colletotrichum higginsianum IMI 349063
Lineage: Eukaryota; Fungi; Ascomycota; Sordariomycetes; Glomerellales; Glomerellaceae
Exons: 1
Coding region: 1-858 (285 amino acids)
Source: RefSeq, a predicted model, not a curated record
AUGGCCGUAACGGAGUUCGCCCUCAUCCAGUUCAAGGAGCCGCUGACCGAGGAGUUCAAGGAGCUCAUGGACUACUGCCAGACGGUCCAGGACACCUGGGUGCUGCGCCAGAAGCCGGGCCUCCCGCCGACCCGGAUAGACCGCGGCACCGCCAUCCUCCAGCAGGUCGAGGACCCGAGCGUGAUCCUACUGGCGGCGCAGUGGGACUCGCCACAGGCGCACGGCGAAUGGAUCGCCUCGCCCGAGAACCAGAACGUCAUGGCCAAGCUGACGCCGCACAUCCACGUCGAAGGCCCCCGGAGUGUCUUGUUCUUUCACAUUGAUGCGCCCAUCUUUGCGAAGCCCGUCACCCAGGCGGGCGCGGCUGAUGGUGAGCCUGCGGGCCGUGACGCCACGCCGGAGGCGGCGAAUGAGGCAGAUGCCGACGGAAAGCUGGCGGGCGCAGAGCUGGAUUCGCAGUCAAAGGGCAAGCAGCCAGAGGCUGUCGCGGAGGCACCAGAGGGAGAGAGCAGAGCCGAGGGGAAGAAGAAGACGGAGGACGAACCCCCCUCGCUACUGACGGCGCCAGUGCUCAGCGUCGGGCGCUUCGGCGUCCGGUCCGAGAAAAAAGACGAGUUCAUCAGCAAGUACGCUGCGGCCAAGUGGGUCGUUGAGGAAGCCUCAAAGCCGUACCCCGUCCGCGGUGGGUGGCGGAUCGAAAAGGCGGCCGAGGACCUCGAGGAGUUUGUCAUGUACUGCGGGUGGUCGACGGUCGAGCAGCAUAAGGCGAUCGCGGAGCACGAGGGGUUCAAGGAGUGGGCAGGCAUCCAGGAAUUCGUAACGGGGACUGACAUCUGGCAUUACCAGCGCAUCAUGUAG